This is a messenger RNA of Beta vulgaris subsp. vulgaris (sugar beet), 1129 nucleotides long. Its product is annotated as probable ATP synthase 24 kDa subunit, mitochondrial. The transcript has 7 exons. NCBI's taxonomy places the organism in Eukaryota, Viridiplantae, Streptophyta, Magnoliopsida, Caryophyllales, Amaranthaceae. Gene Ontology annotation, biological process: pollen development. Bases 124 to 846 code for a protein of 240 amino acids. The record is from RefSeq and is a predicted model, not a curated record.
UAAUACUAUCAAUCUCUCUCUCUCUCUCUCUCUCUCUCUCUCUCUCUCUCCCUCAGUUCCUCUUUCUGGUUCGCAACAUCAUCAAACCCUAGAUUUCCAACUUUGAUACUCAGCUCUCAAUCAAUGGCGUUUUCUUCUCGCAUUCUCUCCAAAUCCAAGCAGCUGUAUACUGUUCAGAACAUUAUACGGAAGGAACAUGUGAUUCCUGUUCGCCACUUUGCCCAGGAAUCUGCUCCUAAAGGUCUCAAGGGAGAUGAGAUGCUUAAGGGCAUUUUUUUGGAGGUGAAGAAGAAGUUUGAGACGGCUCUCGGUAUACUUCGCCAGGAAAAAAUCACCAUAGACCCAGAGGACCCUGCUGCUGUACAACAAUAUGCUAAAGUCAUGAAGACUGUAAGAGAAAAGGCAGAUCUCUUCUCGGAAUCCCAGAGGAUUCAAUACACAAUCAAAACACGAACCCAGGGUAUUCCAGAUGCUCGUACUUAUCUGCUGACUUUGCAGGAGAUACGGAUCAAGAGAGGCCUUGCUGAUAACCUUGGUGUAGAAGCUUUGAUGUUCGAAGCUUUAGAAAAAGUUGAAAAAGAAAUCAAGAAGCCUCUUAUGAGAGACGAUAACCAAGGAAUGAGUCGUUUAACGGCGGAGUUCGAGAAGAUCAACAAGAAGCUUGGAAUCAACAAGAAUGAUUUGCCCAAAUAUGAGGAACAGCUGGAACUCAAAAUUGCAAAGGCACAACUCGAAGAGUUGAAGAAGGAAACCGUAGAUGCAAUGGAAGCUCAAGCAAAGAAGGAGGAAUUCAAGGACGAGCAAAUGGUUGAGCCCAAGUCAUUGGACAUCCGAAACUUCAUCUGAGAUUUUAGCUUGGGUUCUUUUGCUAUUUGCCGGAAAAUACUUUGUUGGAGAGAGUGGAAGGCUGAGCUUGUUCAGCUCAUCGGCAGGAAUACCCACACUUCUCCCAUUUUGUUUUGAAAUAAAUUGGAUUUUGUUCUGCUGGAAAGUCCGUCAUUUUGGCAGAAUAGAUAUCGAAUGUUUUUCUGGAUGUGUUUAUAUUUCUCAAUCAUGUGUAGGCUUUUUGAGCACAUGAAAUGAUAAAAGCUCCGAUUAUGACGAAUGACAUUCUGUCGUACAUUUUGAA